Molecule: messenger RNA, 1997 nt
Organism: Populus euphratica (Euphrates poplar)
Lineage: Eukaryota; Viridiplantae; Streptophyta; Magnoliopsida; Malpighiales; Salicaceae
Product: sodium-dependent phosphate transport protein 1, chloroplastic-like
Exons: 10
Coding region: 84-1643 (519 amino acids)
Biological process (GO): transmembrane transport
Molecular function (GO): transmembrane transporter activity
Source: RefSeq, a predicted model, not a curated record
CUACUAUUCAAAAUAUCAUAUCCUGCUCUCUUGCUCAAAUGUGGUAAAAAGCAAUAACAGUUUCCCUUCCUAACGUCACCACCAUGAACACUAGUAGAGCUCUUCUCUACUCCUUCACAGACCCUACUUUUCGCCCUCUAAAAUCUCCUCCCGAUAUCUCAUCCCCUAAAAGAAGACCUAGAGAGGGGCUUAAUUUUCGAGUCCGGUUACAUAAUCACCGAGGCUGUGUUUCUCGGGUCUCGGUGAGGAAUUCGGGUCGGGGUGAGACAGGGAAAGUGUAUGCUGAUGUUAAGUCGGAGCCGUAUGAGAUAUUGAAGUCGGUUCCGGAAUCGGUGAAGUUGGAGGAGGAUGCUUUGGACGAUGUUGUUCUGGAUAGUACGAUGCCGUGGUGGGAAGAGUUCCCUAAACGAUGGGUCAUUGUCAUUCUUUGUUUCUCGGCUUUUCUUCUUUGCAAUAUGGAUAGAGUAAAUAUGAGCAUUGCAAUACUUCCAAUGUCAGCCGAGAACAAUUGGAACCCAGCCACCGUCGGUUUGAUCCAGUCUUCAUUUUUCUGGGGCUACUUACUUACACAAAUUGCUGGUGGCAUUUGGGCGGACACAGUGGGCGGGAAGAAGGUUUUGGGAUUUGGUGUCAUUUGGUGGUCCAUUGCUACGAUUCUUACUCCUGUUGCUGCUAAAGUUGGAUUGCCCUUCCUACUCGUUGUUCGCGCUUUCAUGGGGAUUGGUGAGGGUGUUGCGAUGCCUGCCAUGAAUAACAUUCUGUCCAAAUGGGUUCCUGUAUCAGAGAGGAGUAGAUCAUUAGCGUUUGUGUACAGCGGGAUGUACCUUGGAUCAGUUACUGGCCUGGCCUUUUCACCAUUUUUAAUACAUGAGUUUGGAUGGCCAUCGGUUUUUUACUCCUUCGGUUCUCUGGGAACGGUUUGGUUUGCUGCAUGGCUCAGUAAGGCACACAGUUCACCUCUCGACGAUCCUCAGCUGCGGCCUGCAGAAAAGAAGUUGAUUUUUGCGAACAGUUUUUCCAAGGAACCUGUUGAAACGAUCCCUUGGAGACUAAUCUUGUCGAAAGCCCCUGUAUGGGCCCUAAUAGUGUCUCACUUCUGUCACAACUGGGGAACAUUUAUUCUUUUGACAUGGAUGCCAACAUAUUAUAAUCAAGUCUUGAAGUUCAAUCUUACAGAAUCUGGCCUUUUCUGUGUCUUGCCCUGGCUUACAAUGGCAUUUUCUGCAAAUUUGGGAGGUUGGAUUGCAGAUACUCUUGUGAGCAAAGGUUUAUCUGUAACAACAGUCCGUAAGAUCAUGCAAUCAAUUGGCUUUCUUGGCCCUGCCUUCUUCCUAACCCAGUUGAGUCACAUUGAUUCUCCUGCAGUGGCUGUUCUGUGCAUGGCAUGCAGCCAGGGAACUGAUGCAUUUUCCCAGUCUGGUCUAUAUUCAAACCAUCAAGAUAUUGCCCCUCGAUAUUCUGGAGUGUUGCUUGGUCUAUCCAAUACAGCUGGAGUAUUGGCAGGGGUGUUUGGAACUGCAGCCACUGGUUACAUCUUGCAGCAUGGUUCUUGGGACGAUGUUUUCAAGGUUUCAGUUGGGCUCUACUUGGUUGGAACAGCGGUCUGGAACCUCUUUUCAACGGGUGAGAAAAUAUUGGAUUAGCUUUCAUGGAAGUUAACAUCGGUGACAGCUCAAGCUAGCCCAGUGAUUCCCGCACCAAUACAGAAGGAUGAGUUGAUUGAAUGGGAAAAAGUGAAAUUGUGAAUGAGAUUAAAUGGAAGAACAACUAGAAAAAUAACUUCAUACAAAACUCUUGAGCUUGAAGAACUGGCAAAAUUUCUGAACGCCAAAAUUGAGCUCAAAGUUUGUGUUGCGUGCAAUGCCAGGGCCUCUGGCACAAAUGAAACAAUUUCAUGCAUCUCAAUGAAGAAUAUACCUGUAAAGUAUCUCCAAAGCUGCUUGUAAAUGUUUACAUUCAAUACCUAAUGAAUCAAUUCUAUGAUCUUAAAGCAUGUU